UUUGAUUUGUAAUACUUUUGUUUGUGGGAAUGUGGGAAAGCGGUGCAAGCACAAUGUACUGGUUUGAAUCAUGCUUAUUAACUGCUGAUUUGCACUAUCAUAUCUGGGUUUUCUAGCUGUUUUGCACCUUUAUGGCCAUCAUUAAUCAUUCAUGCUCUAUCAUAAAACAUUAUCCCGACCUACUUUGGCCAAGUAGUAGUUUGUAUGACAGCUGGAUGGGUUAAAAAUGAGCAUGGUCUCAAAUGAAGGAUUAGUUUAUGAGACAAAAGUUUUCUCGUUUCAAAAUAUCAUGAAGCAUAUAGUAGGUAUAAAAGUCUACACACCCCUGUUAAAAUGGCAAGUUUUUGUGAUUAAAAUUGUUUUAAACCAAGAUAAAUGUCAGAAUAUUUCCAACCCUCAAUGUGAAGUUACAACGUAUAAUAAAAAAUUAAGGGGGAAAAACAAUCAAACAUUGUAGGCAAAAUAAGUGUUCCUUUGACCUUGUUGCAUAAGAGUGCACAACCUUUUAUAAUUUGGGACAUGGGAAUGAACCAUUUGGGAAUGAACCAAUCACAUUCAAUCUUAUGUUCAAGAGUAAUCAUCAUACAGCUGACAUCAAUUCAAUUGUUCUGAUCAACCCCGAAUAAAGACCAGCUGUUUCUGUAGGAUUUUCUUGACAUCAUCUUGGUUUCAUCUGACUGCUGAAGCCACGGUCUGCAAAGAGCUGACAAAGCCUGUACAGGAUCUCACUGUCGAAAGGAAUCGAUUAGGAGAGGGGUACACACACAUUUUCAAAAUGUUAUAUGUAGAGUAAAGACAAUGGAGCACCACAGUGACAUGACCAAGAAAAGGACAUCCCUCCAAAAUUUACAAGACAAAAACGUACCAGGGAGACCAACAGACCAGCAACAACAUUAAAGGAGCUGGAGGAAUGUCUGACAAGUACUGAUUACUCUCUGAAUUUCAAUUUGGGAAAAUAUCACCAAGUUAGGAUAUGCCAUGCAGAUAGACUCUUACUCAAAAUGACUGAGCAGUGUAAUGAAAUAAAAAGGUGCUUCGACAAAGUAUUAGUUUAGGGGUGUGCACACUUUUGCAACUAGGUUAUUGUUGGUGGUUUAACCCCCCACCCCCCUAAAAACUCAGAUUUUCAUUUUAUUUGUAUAUUGCUUUUGUUCAUUAAAGAUGAGAAAAGAUCUGACAUGAUUUAUCUUUGCGUCAUUCUAUUGCUUCACAAAAACCUUCUAUUUUAACAGGGGUGUGUAUACUUUCAUGUUCAUUGUAUGCAAUGGCAAGCAAAAUGAAUUUAGCACUGGAGUGUUUCAGUUAGUGAGACAGCCAGUGGAUAUUGGACUUGACAUAAUAUUAGUUGUAUAAAAGUGUCUGAAACCAGGAAUGCUGUCACCUUAGGUUAGUUUGGACAUCUCAUUUGGUCUCCAUAUGCACUUGAUAAUAAUCUAAUGCUGUGACAGAUAAAUAUCAGUCAUUUUGUAUGGCAGUUAAUGACUUAUUUAAUUAAGCCUUAAGCAUUCAGUAGUAGUGGUAGUUUAAAUAUUUUAAAUAAAAAAAAUACUUUAGCAUUUAAUUAGUAUUUUGAAAUGUAAUCCAAGGAAUUGAAUAGUCAGUAGAAAAAAAUCAGCAGUAAAUGAAUUGAUUAUCAAAAUAAUUGGUCAUCUUAUGUACUUGUUUUUUUCCCCACCCCUGUCAGGCAUCCUAUAAUAGAGCUCAUAAUGUGUUUGGGGUACAGCCCUGAGGGGAGCAUUAUAAAUGUUCCAGAACUCAGAAAGUUCUCCUUUAUUUAGUUACCUCAUGCUGGGGGAAAAAAAUGCAAUGAAUUAAAUAAAUGAAUAAAAAAAUAGCAAGGACGAUAAUAGAAAUGUUGGUAAUACAGUGGUUUACAGAUGUUGUAUGAAUAAGUAUGAUUUUGUAGUUUUAAGAUAUCUUCACCUGUUCUCAGAGCAAGGUGAGUAAUCAAGAACAUGAGGUGCUGUCAUUUUCACAGUGGGUAUUAUGGAUCCCAGCUGAAUGCACAGCUGGAGGGCUGGUUAUCUCAAGCACAAUCUACAUUAGGACCUGCUAGAGCCAUUAUAGCACCGCAUGCUGGUUAUACAUAUUGCGGCGCUUGUGCAGCACAUGCCUACAAGCAAGUGGACCCUUCUGUUACCCGGAGGGUAUUUAUUCUUGGACCUUCCCACCAUGUGCCCCUGUCUCGAUGUGCUCUCUCCCCUGCUGAGGUCUACAGAACGCCACUGUAUGACCUGAGGAUCGACCAGAAGGUGUAUGCUGAUCUCUGGAAAACAGGCAUGUUUGAGAGGAUGACUUUGCAAACAGAUGAGGAUGAGCACAGCAUUGAGAUGCACCUGCCUUACACUGCCAAAGCAAUGGAAAGCUGCAAAGAUGAGUUCAGCAUUGUUCCUGUGCUGGUGGGAGCUCUGAGUGAAUCUAAAGAGCAGGAAUAUGGCAAGCUGCUCAGCAAAUACCUUGCUGAUCCCUCCAACCUUUUUAUUAUUUCAUCAGAUUUUUGCCACUGGGGUCAGCGGUUCCGUUACACAUACUAUGAUGAAAAUCAGGGCGAAAUCUAUAGAUCCAUUGAGCAUCUGGACAAGAUGGGUAUGGGAAUUAUAGAACAGCUGGACCCGGUCUCCUUCAGUAACUACUUGAGAAAAUAUCACAAUACUAUUUGUGGUCGCCACCCCAUUGGAGUUCUACUAAAUGCUGUGGCAGAGCUGAAGAAGAAUGGUUUAGACAUGAACUUUUCUUUCCUCAAUUACGCUCAGUCCAGCCAGUGUAGAAACUGGUCAGACAGCUCAGUGAGUUAUGCUGCUGGAGCUCUUGUAGUUCAUUGAGGUGAAUUCACCCAGGAGCAACUUCCAUGGCUUUCGUUGAAGACCCCAGAAACUUCCCCAACUAUUUUAAACAGCCCAAGCACCCUCAACCUCUCCACCUUCUAACCCUGUUUCCUUAUUUUCUCCUUGAAUUUUCCAGUGGAAGGACCUUAGAUUUGCUGAGAUGAGCUAAAAGCAUUAAAUACUAAUUAAAUAUCCAACUCUUGCAUCCCCUCCAUUUUUUUUUAUUUCUGACUCAACUUGGUAAAUGUUCUAGUUUUAAGUACAAUUGCAGCCUGCGCUGCUGUGGAUGGUUUUCAGUUUCUUGCUAGCUUUCCAGCAGUGGAUUUUGUAGUGUGAUGGAAUCUGCAAGGACUUUACGUGUCAAGUUCUUAAAUAUCUGUUAGAACGUUUGAUUCCGUUAAAGUUGAAAUAAAGUAAACGAUAUAUCCAUCUUGACAUUGCCCUCUUUGCAGAUAUCUGUUAAUGUAACCUACCUAAUAAAUAAAGAUCUAUCAUUAUAAUGCUGCAGUUAUGAAAAGAAAGAAAAAGGAGGUGACUGACUACUCUGCUACAUUCUUGUAGAUGCUGAGAAUAGUAGUGAGUGAGUAAUACUGCCAUCAUUGUUCAAAUACCUGUUUCAGUUUUCAGUAAAGGGCUACACAAUACACAAAGUCCCCGAUUCCUCUGGAUUACAAUAUGUCAAAGUUGUUUUAUUUUUUACUUCAGUCAAUUAAAAUGUCUUUCUUCUUAUCCUUA
Messenger RNA from Ictalurus punctatus (channel catfish), 3560 nucleotides. RefSeq names its product mediator of cell motility 1 (gene memo1). The record is from RefSeq and is a predicted model, not a curated record. The coding region runs from base 1956 to 2822 and encodes 288 amino acids. Lineage: Eukaryota; Metazoa; Chordata; Actinopteri; Siluriformes; Ictaluridae. The transcript has 9 exons.